Halichondria panicea is the source of this 4988-nucleotide messenger RNA. RefSeq lists its product as uncharacterized. Lineage: Eukaryota; Metazoa; Porifera; Demospongiae; Suberitida; Halichondriidae. The coding region runs from base 3565 to 4713 and encodes 382 amino acids. The record is from RefSeq and is a predicted model, not a curated record. The transcript is spliced from 2 exons.
CGCUACUGUAAAAGUUAUACACAUGUUAAAGGUUCUAGCACUUAUGGCUCAAAGUCGUUGUGGUAAAUUUAAUAUGUUGCACAAGGAUCCAAGGUAGUUGCAUACAAGCAUUUAUAUCGUAUAGCGGGAAAUUUUCCGCAAUUUUUCGCUAUUUGGCUCCAGAGCCCUCAGCAGAAAUGUUGCGUGGAUUUCUGCGUGGGUUUUUAUACAGUAGAACAUUGCUAACCCGAGGGACCAGACCCCAUCCGAAUACAUGAACAUUUAGUUCAUGCAACAAAUUACAAAAAUGUUCAUCAUGUAUAAAAGCUAUUAGUAGGCUACCUUUAUGUUAUGUAGUUUGGCAUCUCCACCGAGGCAUCAGCACCUGCGGUGCUUUCAUUGACAAUGGUAUUCUCUUACAAGGGUGUAUGAUAAAACCCAGGUGUGGUCGGGGUGAUAUCAAAUAUAUAACAGAAGUAUGCCCAAGCGAUGUAUACGGUAGUGUGUGUGUGUGUGUGUGUAAGUUGUCUGUGUCUGUGAAGACUGUUAUAGAUGCUCAUCAAUGAAGAGCAAGUAAGAUAUCCAGAGCUUCUAUAUAGGCUUCUAGUCACGUUUUCUUGGAUCUAAAUUUGUGGAUUUGCAAAGUACAUGUAACGUUUUGUUCUCGUGUUAUGCUUACUUGGAUUCAAUUGUAGCCUUUUCAGAAGAGUGCGAUAGCACUUGUUCAUAGAGUUUUACUGCUCUACUUGUAUAGAUCUACACCAGAAUGCUAGCUAUUGGUACAUGUAGCUGCAAGAUUGACAAAAGAGCUGCAAAGAUGCACUGUGGCAGCAACCAUCCUGUUUAGCAACAAUCAUUUUCCACUCUUUUGCACCAUUAGUAUUAAGCUAGCAACAAGCUAGCCUCGAUCUCAGGUCGCACUUCCUCGAAGAGUGGGCCUGGUAUCGACUGAUUGCGCAUGCACUAACCAUUGGCCAGAUACCGGCUAACACAGAUAACAGCUAACACAGGAUAACAGCAUGUAUGCUCAGUAAAACAAUGACGUCACAACGAACGGAAGUGGAUGGAAGGAAGUAGAUAGAAAGUUCGAUUGAAGGUUUCUAGCCCAUCUGAUAGCUACCCGUAGCCUGCUAUGCUCACAAAAGACUCACAGUAUUGCAACAGUAUGGAUGACAAUCGUCUGAACAGAGUGAAAACUGACAGUAGCCUAUACGGACAGGCCACGCCCACCUAAUGCUAACUUUGGUGAAAGUCUACAAAAAAAUUUAUUUUAUAAUUAUGGUGUUAUAUAGGCGUUAUAAAAGAGGGUGUCCUAACCAAGGCUGGUUCUAUAAUUAGAACGGUUACAGUAUACUAGCUUCUACCAAAAAGAAAACAGCUCUGUCUCUAGCUAGCUAGCUAUAUAUAGCUCUGUGUUUGACUUUUUAUAUUCUUUGUCAGGAUGAUAAUUCAGUAUUACACGGGUAAAAAUAGCCAAUAAUUUUACGCAUGAGCAAGCAUUCUCUUCAGGGGAGGCCAGUGAAGGAGGCUAGCAACUAGCCUGCAUGUAAAAAUGUGCACCAUCCUGUGUAGCUAAACUCUAUUUGCGUUGAGUCUAGUCUCCUUCGCAGCUUCUUCUUUUUCUGUUCUUCGUCACAAUAAGAAAAAUACGGGAGGAAUUGGAGGAACAAAGAAAUAAGGGGAGACAACGAAAAAGAAGAGCCUGCCCCGCUAAGUCUGGUGAUCUGCUACAGACGUAGCCAAAGUUAAGUGAGCGUGGGCAAGAGUAAACCGCAAUAUCUGUCCUCCCACACACUGUGACACAGUACACUUGGAGUGUAAGUGUGUAGACCUUUAGCCAUGCAGUAUAUAGAUCUACGAGAUGAAGCAUGAAAGGCUAGAGUACUGCUGCAUAUAAAAUAGCCCUUGUCAAAAGGACCUGGGCAUAAAGACCUUUCCUGGACAACUCACAGCAAUAUUUCAUGCCAAAAAUCUUACAGAUCCCUUCAAGUCAUCAGAAGGAAUGUUUCAGUUAAUUCACCAAGUUAAAGAAGCUAUACAUUGCCCUUGUAAAAUCACACUCUAUCAAAAUUCUCAAGUCAGUCCAAACUGAGAAGGCCAACCAAGUUUAUCCUCGAUUCGAUUACAGCAGAACUACAAACUACAAGACUCGUCUUAUCAAACUCAAUAUGCUCCCACUCUCUCUAUGGUUUGAGCUUCAAGACCUCACGUUCCUAGUCAAGUGUCUCAAAUAUCCACCAAACAAUGAGACUUGAAGUUCAAUAGCACAGGAGGCAAGGGCCUCCUCUGCCUCACUGCUAGUUACGCCCCUGGCACCUAGGUGUUACUACUAGUGUUGAGUUUUUAGAUGAGUUUAGAAUGACUUUGCCGUGGAGCAUUUUGAGGAAAGGGUAUUGCAGAGCACGAGUAUUCAAAACUCCUUCUGCGGUGUUCUGAAUCAUAUAUCUAGCUACCGAUAGCUCUAUAUAUGUUGUAUACCUAUAUAUAUACAUUGUAUACCUAGAAGCUCCUUCUGUAGUGUUCUGAAUCGUAUAUCUAGCUACCGAUAGCUCUGUAUACCUAGCUUCUUAGUUUUUCCUUGUGUGUUUAUUCGACAACGAAGUUUUAACCUCAAAAUCGUCCACUAACUAGAGUACUAAAGUGCAAACCCUCGGCUGGUAGGCCGGGUGUACAUAGCUGCCAACGUGUAAAGUUCAAAGUUUCUUGGCUUUUAUUCGACAAUGAAGCUUUAAUAUCAAAAUCUGCCACUAUUAAAACUAAUAACUUGUUGUGUGGCGCUAUGGCAUCCAGGUCAGCAGACUCAGACGUCACAGACAAAUAGACAGACCAACAGACACCAACAGACCAACUAAACUUGUGCAGGGUGAAGUUAUGGCUGCGGCCCAGCCUAAUAGAAGUACCGGGUAAAACGAGUGGUGCAAGCUGCGCUGUGCUAAUGCCUCUCGCUGUUGUUUUACUUUCGCUCAAGGUAAAGAGAUACAUCAUAUAACGUUACGUUAUUGCAAUUGUUGAAUUCCACACAUGCAGUCAUUAUAGGAGAGGAGCUGAAUGAAAACAGAAGCCUAUCUGAUGGCUUGAUGAAUAAUCUUCAACGAUACUGAAGCAACUGUUAAAUGGCCUGUAGCCAAACAGUGGGAGCAAACCUUUGUCAAAGGCACAGCACAGACAGUAGUAUCUAAGAGAAAGUGUAUAUCUAUCUACAGCCUCGAUUCCAGGCCGCUCUCUCAAUUGAGAAAGACGGCCUGGUAUACACUGUUUGCGCAUGCAUCAAUUGCCCCAAGAUUCUUGGGGAUCGAGAUAUCUUUGUAAAUUAGUCAGUAUAAUAGACCAGUUGCGCAAAAGGCAUAAGGAAUUUAAUUAACCGUGACGUCACGAUUGGACUGCUCCGGAAAGACCAUUCACUGGGCAAAUCAAGGUAAAAAUUGCACCGCAUGCGCUUUGAUCAGAGCUCAUUGCAUCAUAAAGAUCUGUAGAUCUAUUUAAACGACGUACAGCUAUAGAGUAAUAAUUUCCACUUAAUGUGGAGUUUGAACCAGCUCCAGAGACCGUGUAGAAGUAGAGAUAUAGAGAAAUUUGUAGAGAGAAAUGGCUACUUUCAGUAGUACAACCUCUGAGAUGGCUGCAUGUGCCACUGAGACUGGAGCAGCUGAGUUACCUGAGAUCCUGCUCACUCCAGGUGAUAUUGAUGGUGCUGUGCUAGAGCUCCCUUUUGAGAGACAUACAAAGCAUGCUCUGAGAUUUUGGUUGCUGUGCAGGAAUAACUCUGCCUUCCUCAUCAACAAAAGCAUUGCUUGUGGCCAGGUGAAAAAUGCGAUUGUUAUUGUUAUUAUAAAAUUAUUCUACACUGGCAAUAUAUUAAUAGUACAUGAAUUUGUGCAUCGUGCUAGGAUUGCUGAGGUAUUGAAAGAAGGAAAAGGUGAAGAAGUAGUUGACGUUAAUGGAUCCUACCUCUACAAGAAGCACAAAGCACUCAGUGAUGCAGGCGUACAAGUGAAAGAUCUUGUGGCACCUCCUCCACCUGUGAAUGGUUGGAUCACUUUAACCCAUGACAAUUGUGUGAAUGAAAGUUCUAAAAUGCCUCCAGUUACGUCAGGUACAUUAAUUUUACUGUGUGGUGCAUGUUAUUAUUGUCUUUUGUUUUGUGAAGGGUUGCUUUACAACUAUUUAGCUGGGAAUAUUGGUCGAAAAGAUGGUUCUGAGGGUGCAUUUCGUGCGCUGAGUCGUGGGUAUACUGUUUGGGCCUCUGGACGAGUGGAUAAAAUCGAUGUAAAUUCAAGUAACCCCUUGUUCUGUCAUGUACGGUGUGUGGUCAAGGCGUCAAUGAAGGCAGCUAGGGUAUCUUCAAGCUGUACACAUGUUUCUGCCAUACUGCAUGCACUGGUUGGCCUAAACCCGUCAAGUCUGACUACUACCGCACUACCAUACAGUGAAUGUGACGAUGCUGGACCCGAAGACAUGCCUGUUACGUCUAAGCUUUGUAAAUGGAAUGUACCAAAAGGCCGCAAAAACAGCUCUUUGAAUAUGAUGGAGUUAACAUUCACCAAACAUGAGUAUUCCAAAACAAUAAAGAGGCCUAUUAAACGGCUAGAUGAGUUUGAUCCAAGACCCCAAGAAUUUCGAGGUACUGCCUGUCAACGGCUGCCUGAACUCCUAAAAAAGUUAAGGGGAAAACAGCUAGGCAUUUCUCUUACUGGAUCCUUUGUGUCGAAAUACCAACGAAGAAAUAGACCCUGAAUGUAAAGCUGCAGACAAUGUCACAUUGAGAGAAACAUGUUCAGCUUUCAAAAGAUCCCUGUGUUUGUCUGAAAAAGAAAUUCGAGACACUGAACUGCGUACAAGAGAACAGAGAAUGACACCGUUUUGGUAUUCUGCCCGUCAGUAUCGAAUAACAGCCUCGCCUCUCAGUUUGGUGUAAUAUAUCAUCGAAAAGAGAGUACCCCACCUGACAAACUAGUGUUGCAACUAAUACAAAGGAAAUCCUUUUCGACUUUGGCUACACGAUAUGACAU